CUUGGAACGACUCAGCGGAGAGUUUCCAAAUACAAGCCCCUAUCUUUCCGGACACGCGUGGCUUGAUGUCCGCUUUGCCGCGGCGUGUUAUUUCGCAAAUCAACGGGUGGUUUCUGUCAUGAUCACACAACACAGACGGCUUGAGUCACCGCACACCACGGCUCCGCACCAGCCUUUUCCCUCGUUGUGUCGACGUUUCGAACAGCAACAGCCAUGUCGACUGCAGAAAAGUCGGUCGAAGCCGGUGCGACGCCCGCAAUUGAGGAAUCUAACACGCUAGCCGAGGCCGAAACGAGCCUACCGGCACCUACUGAUGCCCCAGGAAAGGCACCGGUCGGUCUCAAGUGGAGGUGCUCUCCCGGCUUCAUUACGCUCGUCGUCGGCUUCGGGGUCGCGACAGAUCUCUUCGUGUAUUCCUCUAUUAUCCCUGUGAUUCCAUUCCAGCUCGAACGCCUGGGCUACUCGACAGGCGUUGCCUCGGAAUUGACGGGUUGGCUGCUCUUCGUCUUUUCUGGUGGAUUGGCCGCUUUCACCAUCCCGAUCGCCUGGGUCUCUGAACGCUAUGGCCUACGAAAAUCACCACUCAUCGUUGCCAUGCUUGUGCUCAUCGGGUCCCAAAUUAUGUUUAUGGAGGCACCGAUAUAUGCUGUGAUGUGCAUCGCUCGUGUGCUGCAAGGCUUUGCCUCGACAAUGGUUUGGGUCGUGGGAAUGGCUCUGCUCUGUGACAACGUUCCACCGGACAGCAUGGGAAAAUACAUCGGGAUGGCGAUGUCUGGAAUGUCCGCUGGCACGCUCGCCGGUCCACCGAUCGGUGGAGCCAUCUACACGCGGUUCGGAUUUCGAGGCCCGUUCAUUUUCGGAAUGGGCGUGGCUGUGCUAGAUCUCAUUGGCCGGAUCCUUGUCAUCGAGAGGAAAGAAGCGUUGCGCUGGGGCUAUGAUCCGCUCGCGGUCCAGGAGACAGCCGAUGAAGAAAAACAAGGGGAGCCUACCGCGACCCCGGACUCUGGUCCUGUCACGGCACCAUCGCUUCUGCAAGUAAUCACGAGGCUAUUCAAGUCCUCUCGAGCCGCAGUGAUCAUGGUCAUUUGCGUCCUUUAUGGAAUUAUUUACGCUGCCAUGGAGCCUACGCUUCCGCUUCAUUUGCAAGACAUAUGGGGCCUGAAUUCCUCGAAAGUCGGGCUGAUCUACCUGGGCAGUGCUGUGCCAUCUUUGCUCUCGUCGCCUCUGGCUGGAUGGCUUUCCGAUCGGCAAGGCGUGGAAUGGAUUUGUGCUCUCUGUCUCUCGCUUGGUUUCGUCUGGUACCUGGUCCUCAUCGUCCAGAAGAGCCUCGCGCUAUUCAUCGUCGCUUAUGUCCUCGAGAGCUUUUUCGUCGGUGGCACCCUUUCACCUGUCAUGACUGACUUGGCGAACAUAUCGCGGUCAAUCGAGGGCGUCGGAUUCGCACAUGUCUACGGCGCCUUCAACAUCAUGUUCUCGGCCGGGAGCACUGUGGGUCCUGUCCUCGGCGGACAAGUGAGCGGCUCUGAUGUUGAUGGCUCUGACACUGAUGGUUGCUGCUUAGAUUUACGCUCAUUCCCGGCAUGGCUGGAUGAUCACAAUUCUGGUUGGCGCUGGGAUUUUCCUUGUCUGCAUUUUACUCUCGGCGAUGUACAUGGGAGAAGAUCCUCUCUUCCAACGGCUGAAACGUAGAUUAUCGAGAACCCAAGUAGAUUAGAUUAGAUGUUGCUGCUGCUAUCAUCACAAUCACCGUCCGAAACACGGGCAUACAUCAC
Messenger RNA from Mycena citricolor, 1772 nucleotides. The record is from the annotation of a GenBank genome assembly. NCBI's taxonomy places the organism in Eukaryota, Fungi, Basidiomycota, Agaricomycetes, Agaricales, Mycenaceae.